Messenger RNA from Stegostoma tigrinum, 3374 nucleotides. It is a transcript of the gene tp53inp1, whose product is annotated as tumor protein p53 inducible nuclear protein 1. Bases 350 to 1060 code for a protein of 236 amino acids. Lineage: Eukaryota; Metazoa; Chordata; Chondrichthyes; Orectolobiformes; Stegostomatidae. The transcript is spliced from 4 exons. Gene Ontology annotation, cellular component: autophagosome; nucleus. Gene Ontology annotation, biological process: positive regulation of DNA-templated transcription; autophagosome assembly. The record is from RefSeq and is a predicted model, not a curated record.
GAGGCAAGUGGCUCAGAAUAGAACAGUCAAGGACGGGAACAUGUGGCUGAAUGUCUCCUGACCACAUCAACACUGCACUGCACCAUGUGCCUGCAGCUUUCACAGCAAACACACUGCAUGUGAUGUUGAAACGAACAUGUCCUUAGUGGGCUCAAGUGGAACUAUGGGUCAGUCAGAGUGAGCCACCACAGCCAGAUAAAUGCAAACUUGUAUUUCUUCACUGUAUAGAAUUUUGGAAUUCUGUGCAUUUUGAGCACCUCCUGACUUCCUUGCACCACUAAAGCGAUUAGUUGCUCCAUUCAGUCAAUCACCACUGUACAACAGAAGAAGUAACUGACUUGACCAAGCUAUGUACCAACGCUUCUCUAGUAUGCUCUUUGGAAUGAUUGACCAUGCUGAAAAUAACAGCCAGGAACCUGAGCUUUGUGAGAAGGAAGAUGACGAAUGGAUUCUGGUCAAUUAUAUAGAUGCUUGCACUGAAUUGUCUAGAGAAGAAUUGGAUGGCAUAGACAGAGAAGGCUCUCCAGAAUCAGCUAUUUUCUCCUCUUCAACCUCUUCUCUUGAGUUGCUCGGCAAUUGCAGUGACCCUUGCUUUCUUCAGCUUGACUCCUGUACUUUGGAGGAGAGCUGGUUCAUUACCCCUCCCCCCUGUUUCACUGCAGGUGGCCAUGCCCCAGUGCAGGUGGAGACCAGUCCAAUGGAAAAUCUUCUUAUUGAACACCCCAGCAUGUCUGUAUAUACUGUGCACAAUGUCCGAAGCAAUAUGAGAGAGAACAGCAGGUCUGUUGAAUAUGAGAAAGAAACUAUCAGAACUGAAACCCCUAGCAGAGCAGGCCACCAUAUUCGCUGCUAUGCAGCUACUCUGGCCACCCACAGCAGUUUCAUAGAACAAGCCAAUCAGGUUCGUCAUGUUCAACGUGGUAAAGAACAUGGUGCAAAACACCUCAUUAACCGCAACAACAUUCGCCGCCAAAACCUUAUUAGAGAGUGCAACUCUCGACAAGCUAAGCACAACGGACACAUUCUACACCAACCUUGCCAGCGCCAGUAUAAUUACUAAUUUUCAUUGCAAUUUCAAUUUUUAAAACAAUGUUUUUGUUGUAAAUACUGUAUGUACAUGUAACUUUUUUAAUAGGAUUUCGUAUUUAACAAAAUUGGAAUCAUUAAUCACUUGGAGUAUUUUAGGGUUUCUAUUCUACUUUCUGGGUGCUUUAAAAUCAGUAUCACCAAAUGCCUUGCUAGAAUAAUAGGAUUUUACUCUUAAAACCUAUGAAUCUCCUUGCAAUCUUCUUCUUACGUAGGGUUAAUUUGUUUGUUAAGAAUUCCAUCACCAAAUGAAAAUCCAUUUUGUCUGUGCAAAGUAUUUGUAUUUUUGCGUGCACAUGUGCAAGGUGUUGCUAUAUUAUUAAACAUGAAGGCUGUCAACGUAAUCGGUAACAAAUGUUGCCUGGGAGAUGGGGUGAUUCUUUCAGAUGUGAUUUGUUAUGUGAAGUGAAAUUUAUCUUAUUUCACAACACAGAUUCUCAGGGACAGUGCGUUCUAUUUUUUUUCUAAAUAUCUAUGUGACAGCAAGGAAGUCUUAUGUAAAUGCAUACAUAAUUUUUUUAAGAAACAGACAUUUAAUGGAUUGAUGGCAUUAACAUUGCUCCACGGUGUUUAUAACUAAUCAAAGAUUUUGGGGCUACAUACAUGAUUUCCCUCUUGGUGGCAGUUUGAAUAUAUUUAAAAAUGUUAUACUUCUACGUUACCCAUGUUUUCCCCCGAAUAAAUUUGCUGCAGCUUUGACAUGUUUUGCUGAUGAAUGAUACCUUAGUGCUUCUGUACUUAAUUUAAGGACCUUCCCCUAACUAUACUCUGGCUUUCAUAUUUUACAGAAUAAUGGACCUGCCUUGGUUAUAAAGUCUUUCCAUUUUAUUAUAUAGUUCUGUCCCAUUUUCUAAAGCCUUUCCUGCAUUUUGUUUUGGAGAAAUGUGAUGUUUUGAGUAAGUGUGGCUUCUGGUAGCUGCAGAGGCAUCGUUUUCCCAAUUUGGGUAUUUUCCUUAAGCUCAUUUUUAAUACUGCAGAGCAUAUCAAGUAAUAAACAAAUGUCUGCCCAUUAUUCCAUUUUUAGGAAAGCUUUUAUAUAACAAGAUUUACUCUGGAUAAGCACCUUAAAGAAAUAGAUUGGAAAAUUAAAAUAAAUAACCACUCUAGUUAAUUAACUUUUAAGGUUUUGCAUGCAAUAAUAAACAAGAAAAUCUAACAAAAUUUUUAAUUGAUUAGCAAAUUAUCCAACCAUGGCUCAGGAUUUGUUUUUAAAGUUGCAAUUACUUUCAUACAUCACUGUUUUCAGCACAGAUAGAGGGAACUUUUAAAACCAUGCUGUCCAGCAAAUAUUAUAAAAGGCCUCAAUAAUGCCUCUUGGGUUGUCCAAAAAACUGAAGUCCACCAUUUGAGAGUGCUUUGUAAAAUGCAUAAACAUCAACACUGGUGAAUAAAAGUGAUAAAAUAUCUCCCUUUUGCAAUUAUUUUGGAUAUUAAUCACUGAUAACAUUGUUGUAAACUCUAAUUGGAUAUUUGAUUAAAUGCUUGCAGAUGUUUUAUGCUGUACAGAAAACUCUGUAGUUGGACAUUUCAGGUAAUGUAGCCUAAGCAAACUGUUAACUGUUUUUGAUGUGGUACAGGUUGAUAACAUUUGACUGAUUUAGUUUGUUUUUGUAAAAACGUCUUUAUACAUUGUUUCAUCGGGAGUUAAUUACAUUCAUUGUGAUGAGAUUAAAACAAUAGAGAAAACCUAAAAACAAUUGAACAAAGCUUGUACGUGUUACUUCAAGAAAGUGUAUGUCACAAAUAAUGAUAUUAAGCUGUAGCUUUGGAUUUCUGAAUAUUUGAACAGGGAUUCAUGUUUGGUUUUGUUAUGUAUGUGCCUUCCAGUGUAAAUUCAAUACAUUAGCAAAUUGUUCUGUGUUACACGUGAAGAAGAAAUGAAAGAGCCAGAUGAUGUAAAUAUGACAAACAAUGCAACUAUGCACAGGAAGGAAUUUGUUUGUGGAGUUACUUUGUAUAUUUUAUAUUCAUUUGAACCAGAUAAUUGAUGAGAGAAAGCCUGGAGAUAUUUUAACUCAUUUGGGAUUUUAUGGCCAUUCAACUGACUGGCAUCAUUAUCCAAUUUGCAGAAUAAAUACAGCACUUUGCCAAAUAAGUGUGUCAACUUUAUACACUUGUAGAAUUAGUGAUAUAAUUUUAUUUACUAAUUUAGUACAUACCUAUUUAUUAGUGAAUCCAAAAUGUUAACUAGUGCAGUUUGCACUGUGAAAUUGUGUUUUUUUUUUAAUAAAAAGAAUAUUUUCUUGUUACCUCUCUAUCCACCUAACCAGAAUAUGUUCUUUUUUAAG